AUGCUAUUGCGCAUUGCAGCCACCCUACCUCCUUCUCUGGACAUGGGCAACGACAUCAUGUAUUGGGGGUGGUCGGGGGAUGGUCGCUUCACCACCAGCUCGGCAUAUGACUAUUUGGCGGGAUCACAGCUAGAGAAUAAUGGGCGCAUAUGGAAAUAUAUUUGGAGCUGGUCUGGUCCCCAAAGGAUUCGGCAGUUCAUGUGGCUGGUGGUUAAAGAUCGACUGCUUACCAAUGACGAAUGCUUCUGCCGGCAUCUAGCAGAGAGUGCCACCUGUGUUUUAUGCGGGGCCACACGCGAGACGAGAACUGGGCCUGCAUGUUUGGGAUCACGCUAUGGAACAUAUGGCGUGGCCGGAAUUCCUUCAUUUUCGAGAAAACCGGGCUGA
Molecule: messenger RNA, 387 nt
Organism: Striga hermonthica
Lineage: Eukaryota; Viridiplantae; Streptophyta; Magnoliopsida; Lamiales; Orobanchaceae
Source: the annotation of a GenBank genome assembly